Diabrotica virgifera virgifera (western corn rootworm) is the source of this 1549-nucleotide messenger RNA. RefSeq lists its product as uncharacterized. The record is from RefSeq and is a predicted model, not a curated record. Bases 52 to 1518 code for a protein of 488 amino acids. The transcript has 2 exons. Lineage: Eukaryota; Metazoa; Arthropoda; Insecta; Coleoptera; Chrysomelidae.
UUUCACUAUCUUUUGUAGACUUAGUCUGUUAGAUCGUGUAAAGACAUAAACAUGUUGCGAUUUUUAGUGAUAGUUGCAAUGAUUCUAUUUGUUGAUACUUUUAGAUUGCCUAGAAAUAAUUCGGCAAUAUUAAUUUCAAAAUAUGCUAAAGUUGUAAAAUGGGGAAAUAAAGACGAGAAAAAUAAUACCCAACCAGUGUCUUCAAAAAGCCGUACAGCUGUUUGGACUGCAAGGUCAAGUUCAACCUCCAAUCGUCUCAACGAACCAAUGUAUCAAUAUCCAGUAUAUAGAAAAGAAGACCACAAUAACAUAGAAGUAGUGCCAGCUAUUGGAGAGGUAAUACAAGACAGGUUUCAAGUACCGCCGUAUUUCCCAUAUAAAACUAAGGACUCUGGUAUAACCUAUUUGCCACCUACUCAAGCACCUAUAACAGCUUUUACUUCGGCCCCUGUAGCAUCUUCAGUAAAAGGAUUAUCCUUACCACAAUCAUUUACAGCCCCUAAUUUUGACCCAAAUUCUUUUUCUUCUAGUAUAAAUCAAAAUAAGGCAGUUUCUUCUGCUAGUUCUACUUCAGAUUUUUAUGACUCGCCUUUUAAUUCUUAUAAUCCACCCCCAGCAGGUAAUCCUGACGAUAGCAAAAAUAACUAUGCUCCUAAUUUAGAUCAACCAGAUAACACUGAUUCUGAUGGACAAAAUUCUUAUACUAAUUCUCCACAAGAUGAUGGUGGUCCCUAUAAUUUCGCACCUACACUAAAACAACCAAUGGCAAUGUCGAAUAGACCAGGACCCGUAAAAAGUAACUCUUUUGACGAUGCGUCUUUUUUACCUGACACUUACGGAUCUCCUAAUUAUGUUCAAACUAGUCAAGAGAACCAUAGUGUGCUCGAUGAUGACGCUGAACGUCCCAAACAUCCGCCUAGAAAUAUAGACGAUAUUUAUUAUCCACCUUCUUUUCCAAGAGAUCAAAUUGAAGAAAAUCAUAACAAUAACCCAAAUGUCAUAGGUUCAAAUCCGCAGGAUCACGUAGUCCCCAUGUUGAAUAUUCCACCUCAUGAUCUCAGUCAACCCCCGACAGAUAUGAUCCCUCAAGAUCAGAAAGUAUCAUUAAUGAAUAUUGGACCUUCUUCCUCCUCAGGUCUUCACAAUGACUUUCCAAAAUACUUAUACGAUGACCAUCAUUUUGAUCAUCAUAUUUAUGAAGAAGUUCACCAUGCAACCACACCAGAACCUGAGAAAAAGAGAGUUAGUACCACCAAUUACAGUUACUACUACCUUGGUCGUAAGCUCUGGUAUAUUCCAUUGUACUUCAGCAUCUAUUUCAUGGUGUACGUGACUGCUCUUAUUAUUAAAUCUAUAGCAAGGCGCAAGGUAACUUUGAGAAAUCAGUAUAUUACUGCCAACACAAGAAGUCGCAGAGAUUUGACAUUGGACCACAUGGAUGCUCUUGAUGAAGUUCAUCAUAAUAUCUCGACUGCUAUUGACAAAGUUGAUAAAAUGUAUUCUCGUCUGUCUAUGUAAAUAUUUUGAAAUAUAUUAUUAUAAGUAGGUA